Molecule: messenger RNA, 1002 nt
Organism: Exophiala dermatitidis NIH/UT8656
Lineage: Eukaryota; Fungi; Ascomycota; Eurotiomycetes; Chaetothyriales; Herpotrichiellaceae
Exons: 1
Coding region: 1-1002 (333 amino acids)
Source: RefSeq, a predicted model, not a curated record
AUGCCUGCGAGGGUAGAGUCAGAACCAGCCAAUACCGACUAUGGGUCCCCUGUGCUCGCAAAGCUCAAGCAAUCCCAGUUCGACCCUGUCGAUUUCCUCAACAACGCUCUUCCUGUCCUGAAUUUGUCCUCGCAAACUCAAGCGCAAAAGACGAGCAGGUCUACGCAAAUCCAGACUGUUUCCACCGAAAGUCUUACUCUCCUGAACUCCCUCAAUACGCUUAAUAUUCGCGCCUCUUCCGACCUGACGUCUCUGACGGACGAAAUAAUCCGCAGCGGCAACCGUUUGGCUUACGAGGUGGAGGUUCUGCGUAGCGACGUAAAUGGGCUGCAUGACCUCUUGACAGAAACGUUGCGAGAUGACAUCAAUCAUUUCGUGCAGAACGAGGCCAUCUACGAGCCAUCAGUUGAACCUGGAGAGGCGGACCGCGACACUCUGCCAGGAUCAAAGGAAAUGAAAGAGCCAGAGUUCAUGACACAACUGCGCUCACUAGGGAAAGUCAAAACUCGCCUCGAAGCUGUCAUUGCCCUGUUUGGGGAGGCAAUGAAAUGGCCGAUGCCUCCUUCAGAGCUAUCUAUGGCCUCCUCUCUGAUCUCUGUCUCUUCACCGGAACUAGGCCUUCAAAGCACGGAGGAGGAUGAAAAGGCACAGGAGAUCCUGCGAAAUAUUAGGGCAGAGAUCACGGGGCUACUUGAUACGGACUUGGCUGGGAUGGCGGGUAUUGAGACGGCCUCACAGAGGGUUGAGGAGUACAGACGGCUGGCGACGUUGUGGAAGGGAACGGGUGAAGAAAGAGCAAGAAUAAAAUUUGUGGACUCGCUUGCCAAGAUGGUCGAAGACAGGAAAAAGGUCCAGCAGGGACGCGGCCUGGCUCGAAACUCUCGGGCAGAGGGUUCGGGCUCGUUAGCAGGAAGAAAUGCGAGGGGGUUGGGUGAAGGCGGCGCUGCUUCAGGACUGUUCAGAAACCUGCAGCGUUUAAAAGACGACCUGUAUCUUGAAUGA